Molecule: messenger RNA, 405 nt
Organism: Diversispora eburnea
Lineage: Eukaryota; Fungi; Glomeromycota; Glomeromycetes; Diversisporales; Diversisporaceae
Source: the annotation of a GenBank genome assembly
AUGUCAACUGAAAUAAAAGAUAAUCCCAAUAAAACGACCAUUUAUGUUGGCGGUUUGGACGAUCAAGUUAAUGAAAAAAUUCUCCAUGCUGCUUUUGUACCGUUUGGUGAUAUCGUAGAAAUUCAAAUACCACCCGAUCCAGCCUCUCAUAAUCAGCAUCGCGGUUUCGGUUUUAUAGAAUUCGAAGAAGCUGCCGAUGCUCAAGAGGCUAUUGAUAAUAUGAAUCUAUCAGAAUUGUACGGUAAAGUAAUUAAAGUUAACUUGGCAAGACCCAUGAGAAUUAAAGAAGGGAGCGUUCGAGCCGUGUGGUCCGAGGAUGCUUGGUUACAAAAAUAUGCACUUAAGUCAGCAGAUCCAAAAGUAUUAUAUGAUGAGUAUGAAAAGGAAACUACAGCUAAGGAUUAA